CUAGAAAUCAGUUCAAAUCAUCUGCAGUUGUUUUGAAGUUUGAAACAAAAUGUUGAAAUCGGUUGUUGUCUUAUUGUGUUUGGCUAUUCUGGCCGAAUCUUCAUUGGUCCGUAUUCCUAUGUACCGGGUGAAAGAAGCCAAAACCAAGGAGAAUGAAUUGUUGAAACUGAAAGGAAAAUACAAUAAAUCCGGUUUCACCACCAAGGAGAAUCUCUUGAACUAUGUCGAUGAUUCGUACUAUGGCAAAAUAACAAUUGGUACACCUCCACAGGAAUUUUUGGUGUUGUUUGAUACCGGCUCCUCCAACUUGUGGGUACCUGUUGCUCCCUGUUCCGCCAACAAUAUUGCUUGCCAAAAUCAUCACACCUACAAUCCCAGUGCUUCCUCCAGCUAUGUGGCCAAUGGCGAACCCUUCUAUAUUGCCUAUGGUUCUGGCAGUUUAUCGGGUUAUUUGGUUCAAGAUACCGUCACCGUUGAAGGUUUGACAAUUAAAAAUCAAGUUUUUGCUGCUGCCACCAAUGAACCCGGUAACUCCUUCACUUAUUCUCCAUUCGAUGGCAUCUUGGGUAUGGGUUACAAAGGCAUUGCCCAGGACAAUGUUUUGCCACCAUUCUACAAUAUGUAUUCCCAAGGAUUGGUUGAUGCCGAUGUCUUUGCUUUCUAUUUGGCUCGUGAGGGUACUGCUGAGAAUGGUGGUGAAUUGGUUUUGGGUGGUAUUGAUCCCAAUCACUAUACCGGUGAAAUCACCUAUGUCCCCGUUACAUCGAAGGGUUAUUGGCAAUUCGAAAUCGCCUCGGGUGAGGUGAAUGGUGUGAAUGUUUGCAACAAUUGCCAAGGUAUUGCUGAUACUGGCACCUCCCUUCUGGUUGUUCCCUUCUAUCAAUACGAAAGUAUACAAGCUGCCGUUGGUGCCACAUUCAGUGAUGAGUUUGGUGCUUAUGUUUUGGACUGCGCCACAAUCGACAGUUUGCCUUCACUGAAUUUCAACAUUGGUGGCCGCAAAUUCACGAUUGAAUCCAAGGAUUAUGUCUUGCAAAACUAUGGCAUUUGCACCACUGCUUUCGAGAACAUCGGUGUUGAUUUCUGGAUUUUGGGUGAUAUUUUCAUUGGUAAAUAUUAUACUGUGUUCGAUUUGGGUAACAACCGCGUUGGUUUCGCCGAUGCUAAGUAAAAAUAAUUGUUGAAUAUAUUUUUUGUUGAUAAAUAUAUUUUUGUUAAAUAAAUGAGCAUUAGUUGAAAAAAA
Messenger RNA from Musca domestica (house fly), 1243 nucleotides. Its product is annotated as lysosomal aspartic protease. The transcript has a single exon. Bases 50 to 1171 code for a protein of 373 amino acids. Gene Ontology annotation, molecular function: aspartic-type endopeptidase activity. NCBI's taxonomy places the organism in Eukaryota, Metazoa, Arthropoda, Insecta, Diptera, Muscidae. Gene Ontology annotation, biological process: cell death; proteolysis. The record is from RefSeq and is a predicted model, not a curated record. Gene Ontology annotation, cellular component: lysosome.